GUGCAGGUUCUGGAGCGGAAUGGCAAAGAUCAGAGGCUCUGGCACAAUCAAGUCUGUACCCAAGAACCAGCUUCCCCUCUUGGGCAUGGAUUAUGUUUGGGUAAGAAGGAAGGCUGUCCAGAUUGAUGAAGCAAUACCCCUGGGAAAAGACGAUUAACAUGUAUAAAGGGAUUUCCCUGCAGUAUAAAUACCAGCACGCGCCCUCCCGGUGCUCAGAGCCUCCCUGAUGUAUAUAUGCAGGUAGUGAGAUUUGAAACGGCCCUUUGAGAUGGUGAUAUAAUAAAACUCUGACUUGAGGAGCAGCACUUCUCCUCAUUUUUCUGCUCUUUUGUGGGAAUGAGUUGCCAACCUUUUACUUCGGCUGAUACCUUUAUACCUCUGAAUUCUGAGUCUUCUGCAACUCUGCCUCUGAUAAUGCAUCACAGCGCUGCCGAGUGCCUACCUGUCUCCAACCACGCCACCAACGUGAUGUCCACAGUCCCGUCUAUUUUGUCUUUGAUCCAAACUCCUAAAUGUUUGUGCACAUAUUUCUUGGUGACAACAUUGGGAACCACAGCAACAGGACUUCAUUAUUCUGUUCCUUCCUGUCAUUAUGGAAACCAGUCAUCGACCUAUGGAGUGAUGGCAGGGAGCUUAGCCCCUUGUCUUUAUAAGUUUCCCGACCACACCUUGAGUCAUGGCUUUCCUCCCAUGCACCAGCCUCUCCUGGCAGAGGACCUCACAGCCGCUGAUUUCAAGCAGGAGCUCAGGCGGAAAAGCAAGUUGGCUGAAGAGCCAAUAGACAUGGAUUCUCCAGAAAUCCGAGAACUUGAAAAGUUUGCCAAUGAAUUUAAAGUGAGAAGAAUUAAACUAGGAUACACCCAAACAAAUGUUGGGGAAGCCCUGGCAGCUGUGCAUGGCUCUGAAUUCAGUCAAACAACUAUCUGCCGAUUUGAAAACUUGCAGCUCAGCUUCAAAAAUGCAUGCAAACUGAAAGCAAUAUUAUCCAAAUGGCUGGAGGAAGCCGAGCAAGUAGGAGCUUUAUACAAUGAGAAAGUGGGUGCAAAUGAAAGAAAAAGGAAACGGAGAACAACUAUCAGUAUUGCUGCUAAAGACGCUCUGGAGAGACACUUUGGAGAACAGAAUAAACCUUCCUCUCAAGAGAUCUUGCGGAUGGCUGAAGAACUGAACUUGGAGAAAGAAGUAGUGAGGGUUUGGUUUUGCAACCGAAGGCAGAGAGAAAAACGGGUGAAAACAAGUCUGAAUCAGAGUUUAUUUACUAUUUCUAAGGAGCAUCUUGAAUGCAGAUAAGAUUUCCUGUUGUGUAAUAGCCAGUUUUUCUAUUUUUCAUUCCUUUCUCU
Balaenoptera musculus (blue whale) is the source of this 1340-nucleotide messenger RNA. It is a transcript of the gene POU1F1, whose product is annotated as POU class 1 homeobox 1. Gene Ontology annotation, molecular function: RNA polymerase II cis-regulatory region sequence-specific DNA binding; DNA-binding transcription factor activity, RNA polymerase II-specific. The transcript has 7 exons. Lineage: Eukaryota; Metazoa; Chordata; Mammalia; Artiodactyla; Balaenopteridae. Gene Ontology annotation, biological process: regulation of transcription by RNA polymerase II. The coding region runs from base 337 to 1290 and encodes 317 amino acids. The record is from RefSeq and is a predicted model, not a curated record.